AGCACAAUCAUGGAUAGCAAAGUAAAUGUUACCUACAUAACUCUGUCUGGAUAUGUAGAUCUGAACAAAUUCAGAUAUUUUUACUUUUCUGUUAUUUUCACAGUGUACAUUUUGAUCAUCUGCAGCAACGCCACCAUUUUGUAUCUCAUCUGGGUUCACAAAAACCUCCAUGAGCCGAUGUACGUCUUCAUCGCAGGCUUGUUGUUUAACUGCCUUCUUUACAGCACCAACAUUUACCCAAAGCUUCUGGUCGACUUUCUGUCUGAAGAACCGAAGGUAUCGUAUUCGGCCUGCCUCUUACAGUUUUUCAUGUUUUAUUCCGUGGAGGCUCAGAGUUCCCUGCUGGCAGCCAUGGCCUUCAACAGAUAUGUGGCGAUAUGUAAACCUCUGAGAUACAAAUGUAUAAUGAAGAGAAGCACUGUCAGUGCGCUCCUGAUUCUAGCAUGGUGUUUUCCUGCCUGCCAUCUUGCCGUGCUGGCCAUACUGAGUGCCAAAGCUAAGCUGUGCAACUUUAACUUGGACGGGAUCAUUUGCAACAAUAAGAUGUACACUGUCCACUGUGUGAGAUCGAGAGCGCUCACCGUAUUUGGGGUCGUUGCUUUAUUCGAUUUCGCGAUUCUUCCCACCCUCUUCACAGUUUUUACAUACGCAAAGAUAUUUGUGACGUCUUAUCGGAGCUGCAAAGAAUCCAGGAAAACGGCUGUGCAGACCUGCGUGCCCCACCUCUUCGUUCUGACCAGCUACUUCUGUGUGAUGACAUACGACGUGAUCGUGGCUCGAGUGGAGGCGGACUUCUCCAGGACCGCAGGCUUUGUGAUGACGAUACAAACGUUUCUGUAUCACCCUCUGAUCAAUCCGUUCAUGUACGGGUUCAAGAUGAAAGAGAUCAAUAAACACCUGAAGACGUUGCUCUGCUCAGCCAAAGCUUGA
This is a messenger RNA of Poeciliopsis prolifica (blackstripe livebearer), 930 nucleotides long. Its product is annotated as olfactory receptor 11A1-like. Gene Ontology annotation, cellular component: membrane. Bases 10 to 930 code for a protein of 306 amino acids. The record is from RefSeq and is a predicted model, not a curated record. The transcript has a single exon. NCBI's taxonomy places the organism in Eukaryota, Metazoa, Chordata, Actinopteri, Cyprinodontiformes, Poeciliidae. Gene Ontology annotation, biological process: G protein-coupled receptor signaling pathway. Gene Ontology annotation, molecular function: olfactory receptor activity; G protein-coupled receptor activity.